UGCAUAAAACAGCAUGUGAAAUCAAGAAACAGAAUUCGCAAACCAGGUAUAGAUAAUCUGUAAGUUGUGUACAGCAUGAAAAGGUAACAGGUGGCAUUUUUGGUACUUUGAAGCCUGUUUAAGUCUUAUAUUAUUAUCUUACCGAAACACAAAUCUCACAAAUAUUACAUAGAUAGCUAGAUAAUUAUCGCGAAAAAGUAAGCUGUUAACAUCGAAUUUUUCGCGAAUGUUAUCAGGUCAUCAUCAAACGGCAGUACUAUGCAACCAUUGUUUUGUCUUUCUAACGUUUUUAGUUUGCAAAUUUGUGCGCAUUGAAACUUAAAACAGUUAAAUGUGAUAACUUUGUAAAUAAUAUACUAUGCUUAAGCGAAGUGUGGUUAACUAAUAACUAAUAAGACGAAGCAAUUAUGUUUGACUCUGUUAAUUAACUCUUUCAGUUGCAUUAAAUAAAUAUCUUACAUGUAAUUCACUUCCAUAAGAUAGCGCAUCAAGCAACUCCACAUCUAUUUAUGAAAUAAUGCACGUUGAACGAUGAAAAUGUUUUCAAGUACAUGUAUAUAUUCACUCAAUAUUGGUUAAAGGCAUUUUUAUUUGUGGUGAACAACUUGUGCCGUAAAGUAAGGGUCACUUUUCACUAAAUUUAAAGUUACAGCGGAUUUUUAACAUUUAAAACUGAAAUGAUUUUGUCAUUAUGUGUUCGUUAAAAAGUGUUUAUAGUAGUGAAGUAUAUGUAACUAUAGUUAUUCACUAACACUCUUUCCUAAGCAUCGAAUUAGGAUUUGCACUUUUAUGAGUCUUGAAUCUGUAGCUCAAUCUUUAAAUAUUGAAAUGUACUAUAAACGAAAUUAAAAUUGACAAAUUGCAGUUUGGUUCAUAGUCAAAGACCAUAUCCACGUGUUAUCCAAUAAGUGUCGCUCUCAUUAUAUAAUGUUAUUAUGCAUAUAUAAAUAAGAAUUUCAAGCAACCUGACUGUAUAUCCUUUCUUUACACAUUAUAGACAAGAUUUAAACAUUGCUCUUAUGUUUCGUGAUCAUGGAGCCAGAUGCUAGUUUAAGCAAUAUUUAUUUCGAUUUAACAUACAAAAUUAAUUCAGUUAUACAAAUUUCGAACAUUAAAUAAACAAAACUAAAUAAGUUAUGCAUGAAAUAAAAACAUGUGAAUAAUGAGCAUAACAAAAUAGUGUAGGCAGAAUAGAGAAGCGUUUUUGUUUGUUGUUGUUUCAAUGCUGUUUUUAAUGUUGACGUUGUUUGUUGUUUGUUUUUUUUUGUUUUUUUUAAAUGCAUGUUUUAAUCGGUUUCUUGUGUGGAAAUAAGUACAUUUUUUCGGACUCAAGCAAGUCAAACGUGAGUUGUUCAUACAAAACACGCAACUUUCUUUAGAGAAGCGGAUUUUAAAACUCACUAUAAACCAUACUUUUCCUUAAAAGCGAGUUUAUAUACCCAAUUCUACCCACAUACAUAUAUGCUAUGCCUCACAGCUGUUUGUUUACAUAUGCAACUGCGCUAAGCCCAGAUAUAUUAGUAGGUUUUGAGAUUAAGAUCGUUGCAAACGAUAAGUUUGAAAAGCAUUUUAGCCGAAGUAAGUGAAAUCUUUAUACAAUAUCUCCUACAUAAUUUGUGGAUUUACAUUAUGCAAAUGUACGCUUUGGACCGUAUAUAACUGAAAUAUGAAAUCAUCAUAGUGUGUUUUGAAAGGCUGCAUUGAUUUUUAUUACGAUGAUGGCUGGUAAACUUUUACAAACAAGAACACCAUGCACACAGCUGCUGCAUUAGCAGCAUCGAUGCUCAUCCUGUCAUGUCUUAAUAUGGGCUUUAGCUAUCCCAAUGGGGCACCGCCAUCAUCAUGCAGUUCCAUGAAGCCCGGUCACGGUUAUAACGGGCAAAACCGCACUGUGCCAUAUUACUUGACCCUGUCCAAAAACACGUACUACUGCGGGGACGAAAUUACAGUAACCUUGGCCGCAUUAAAAGGAUUUAACUUUACGGGGUUUCUGUGCCAGGCGCGACCGGACCAAGCCGAUAAUGCCACGACCGGAACGUUAUACGGAGAAUAUUCAAAGACAACAAACAACUGCGAUGGGAAGGGGUCUGUCACCCACAGCACUCGUGAUUUAAAAGAAUCCAUGGUAUUGAAAUGGAAGGCAAACAGUAACUAUACAUCAGUAACGUUCGUCUGCACGGUGGUACAAGAUAAGGCUACAUACUGGGUGAAGGGUUUACAAUCUGGCGUCACAUUUUCCGGAUCGGGAGAUUGUUCAAUUGGCGAAGCAGUUAACCCGGGUGUUACUAUCCAAAUGCUGAUGCUUCUGAUUAGUUCAAUAAAUUUUCUUAUGUGACUUAGCUUACUUAAUUAUGUAUCAGUGUGUAGGUGAAAAAUAGUUUGGAAGUAUAAAUAUGUCGCUUAAAAGUUUUUAUAGUGUAUCUCAAUAUAUAUUUUUAUGUCAUAGCUUAUUCAAAUAUAGAGGAUAGUUCUUUUUUCAGUGUUAGAUCGUAAUAUAUUAUACUAAGUGAGCACAGAAAUAUUAUUAAAUUCACUUUUUUGUGUUCAAAAGGUGAAAUAUACUACUAUCUUAAUUUGAAACAAACAUUUUUCUUCUUAUUAUUAUAUACCUUAAAUUGGAAUUAAAGUCAAUUUAUUAAACUUUUUAUUAAAAUAACCCGCAAUUGUGUAUGCGCACGUUACGUUAUUUCGAAAACGUACGUGGUUUAAAUUGUGUCCCAGCCUUGUGCGCGCUGACGAUUGAUUUGCAACCGGGAGCGGAUUUUAAUUUCAAGACAGUGAAAAAUAUCAACUAGAUAUAUUUACUAUUUGAAACAGUGAAAUAUUCAUUUUAGUUCAUUGAUAAAUCUCUAUAAACUACUUGCAAGCAUACAAUUGCUUAGUUUAAGACACACGAAUCCCAAACGCAUGACUGAUAUUACCUGGAUUUGUCACAAAAAUGAACACUUGCUAUCGCAUCUCGUGAAUUUCGUUUCCAACAUGCGGCUUUUCUGUUUUCUGUUUUUCUUCGACCAUUAUACAAGAACAUCAUGAUGUUUAAUUUGUUAAUUCGGGUAAAUAUAAAUAAAAAAUAUUUCAUUUCUACCACGUGUGUCGCAAAACAUGUCCUGUUCUUAUUUCAUUCAUGUAAAUUUAUUAUUCUAAGAUGUAAGUGUGAUUUGUGUAAAAAGUCUACAUGUUUCGGAAAUCAUCGAAAAAAUGGCAGUUUUCUAGCUUUAAGCGAAUCUAUAUUGCCGAUUAGUAUCUACAUUCAAAUGUUGUUAACGGUAGUGCACGCACUGCGGAAUUAUUUUUUUGUUUCUCGAACUUUGAAACUUUAUGCGCAGGAGGAGGGAAAAACAUUUUUCAGGUUUUUUUGUUGAUAAAAUAUUUCAUUUCCCAAGUUUAGGAUUAAUGUUUUUUUCAAACCAUUGAUGAUCGCAAACAGUUUUCCGUAACAUUUAGUGUGUAAAUUAGCUUUUCAUUUUUUGUGUGUAUUUCCAUUAUCAUGCACUUCAUUUUGAAAGCUUUUUAAUAAACGGAUAUGCAAAUGUUUAUGUCAUAAUUUUGAUUGUAGCAUCUUAGUGAAGUUGAAAUUAAUUAAGGUGCCUGUUUUCUUGUAUACUAUUUAUUUAUGAUGACCUUUGCAAUCAAUUAACAUACUAAAAUUAAUGAAAAAACAACCCCUUU
Mya arenaria is the source of this 3669-nucleotide messenger RNA. RefSeq names its product putative ferric-chelate reductase 1. Gene Ontology annotation, molecular function: oxidoreductase activity, acting on metal ions. The record is from RefSeq and is a predicted model, not a curated record. The transcript is spliced from 5 exons. Lineage: Eukaryota; Metazoa; Mollusca; Bivalvia; Myida; Myidae. Bases 1751 to 2335 code for a protein of 194 amino acids.